Messenger RNA from Ostrea edulis (European flat oyster), 4227 nucleotides. RefSeq lists its product as uncharacterized. The record is from RefSeq and is a predicted model, not a curated record. Gene Ontology annotation, biological process: G protein-coupled receptor signaling pathway. The coding region runs from base 10 to 1332 and encodes 440 amino acids. The transcript has 2 exons. Gene Ontology annotation, molecular function: G protein-coupled receptor activity. Gene Ontology annotation, cellular component: plasma membrane. NCBI's taxonomy places the organism in Eukaryota, Metazoa, Mollusca, Bivalvia, Ostreida, Ostreidae.
AAGACCUUUAUGUUCAGUACGCAAAUAUACACAUACUAUUUUCAUUUUGGAGACCAACUAAUAAUUUCCUCAACAUUUGAUUCCAGAAAAGAAUACAAGAUGGACUGGAAUAACACUAUAGAGGACCACCUCCAGCAAUGGAAUGACCACAUGACCAUCGUUUUCAUUCCGGCGACAGUGUUUCUGGCUUUAUGCUUCUUGUUGGGAAUUGUUGCGAAUCCAACUGUCAUAAUGGUCUUCCUGCUUCGAUUGAAAAAUUCUAGAGAUGAUCGCUACUUUAUACCAUUUCUUUCUUUUGUUGAUCUCCUUGGGUUAACAUUGAAUUGCCUAGGAGCUUGGUUGCAGUACUUCCCGUAUGUACAUGACGGUGAUAAUCUAUCCAUUCCUUGUAAAUUAUACUGGUUUGGUAGUUCCAGUAUCGCGUCCUUUUCUGCAUUCAUCUUGAUUGCCAUUGCCAUUCAAAGAUAUUUGAAAAUCUGCAGACCACACGGAAAACAAAUGGAUUUGAAAAUUAGACGUUUGUAUUUGGUCGUUGCAUUAUUUAUUUCAGCCAUCAUUGCAUUUCCAUUUACGUUAUUUUACGACAUGGUCCCACUUGAGAGUCCCGUUUACAAUGUGACGGGGUAUAUUUGUUCACGUGGUCAAAGCAAAUGGCCGAAUAACGAACCUGUUAUAUACAGCAUCACUAUCGCAUCGCUUGUGUUUAUCAACAUUCUCUUCCUAAUGGUCAUCUAUUGCUCAAUAGGAAAGACCAUUUACAAGCAAACCCGUUUGAAGAACAAAAGAAAACUGAGCGCCAAACGAAGAAUAGGCAGAAUAAAUCUUGACUUCAACUUCGAUGUGGAAUCGAUGAACGGAAAUGGGACUUUCAAAAAUGGUCAAUCCGAUGAUGUUUCAGAAUAUUCUGAAUGGACUCUGGACAGACGAGAGCACAAUAAAAAUAGGUUUGUGGGAAAUGAGAUGUCAACUCUACCUGAAUGCCCAACAGGGAAUUCUCUCGACCUUGAUAAAAUGAGGGAAGUCCGUCAAAAAUCGAAGUCACUGCAGUAUUAUCGGCAUCUCCGAAAAAGAAUUGAUCGGUUCACGUGGAUGUUCCUGAUAAUGACAGUGGUCGCAAUGAUUAGUUAUAUUCCCAAAUCCACCCUGCUCAUGUUCGAGUCCUUGAACUUUCUCUUUUGGAUGAGUUUUCCGGACAUUGGGAGGAGUAUUGUCGAGGUCAUGUACCGUCUCCAUGCCCUGCACCACACUUGCAAUGCUUUCAUUUAUGGUUAUUUCGAUACGCGUUUUCGUAAUGAAAUUAAAAAAAUUUGUAAUCGAGUAUCUGAUCGAUAGAUAUUUAGUAGAUAUUUACAAGUAUUCACUCUAGUAAUUGUUAUCAUUACCAAGAAAAAGUUACUCACAAGAAACAACAUUCGAUUAUUUUUCAAAAAAUCUCUUAUUCUGGAUAACGUAUUUCAAAGUGAUAUCUUCUCUUGUAUUGGUGUCAUAUGAAUUUAACUUUGACUCAGUUCAAAUGCUACAGACCGGGCCUGGAGGUUAUAAAACUUUUAUCGAACUCAUACUCAAACUUAGCCAUGUUUGUUUUGAGUACAACUCUGAGCAAGCUCCGAAGUAUACUCGAAAAAUCUUUAGCAUGUACUCCAUUUUAGUAUGAAAAUGAUUUUAUAAAAGUUUUAUAACCAUCACUUUUGAGUAUGAGUACGAUUUAGAGCACGGGGUUUGAUUUUGUGUGUGAAAACGUGCUCAAAAAGGUUUAAUAAACUACAGGCCAGGACACAUCCACUCACUUUCGCAUACAAACCAUGUACUAUAGGGUAAAAUGUCCCUCCAUACAAACCCUGUACUAUAGGGUAAAAUGUCCCUCCAUACAAACCCUGUACCAUAGGGUAAAAUGUCCCUCCAUACAAACCCUGUACCAUAGGGUAAAAUGUCCCUCCAUACAAACCCUGUACUAUAGGGUAAAAUGUCCUUCCAUACAAACCCUGUACUAUAGGGUAAAAUGUCCUUCCAUACAAACCCUGUACUAUAGGGUAAAAUGUCCUUCCAUACAAACCCUGUACUAUAGGGUAAAAUGUCCCUCCAUACAAACCCUGUACUAUAGGGUAAAAUGUCCUUCCAUACAAACCCUGUACUAUAGGGUAAAAUGUCCUUCCAUACAAACCCUGUACCAUAGGGUAAAAUGUCCCUCCAUACAAACCCUGUACUAUAGGGUAAAAUGUCCCUCCAUACAAACCCUGUACUAUAGGGUAAAAUGUCCCUCCCUACAAACCCUGUACCAUAGGGUAAAAUGUCCCUCCAUACAAACCCUGUACCAUAGGGUAAAAUGUCCUUCCAUACAAACCCUGUACUAUAGGGUAAAAUGUCCCUCCAUACAAACCCUGUACCAUAGGGUAAAAUGUCCCUCCAUACAAACCCUGUACCAUAGGGUAAAAUGUCCUUCCAUACAAACCCUGUACUAUAGGGUAAAAUGUCCUUCCAUACAAACCCUGUACUAUAGGGUAAAAUGUCCUUCCAUACAAACCCUGUACUAUAGGGUAAAAUGUCCCUCCAUUGGCACUUUGGGGCUCGUAUACUUUAUUUCUACAGAGAUAAAAACCAAUAUUCUUAUUAACAUGUCUUACAAAUGCAAAGUGACCCCCCCCCCCCCUAUUUACCGAAUCUUUAAAUUAUCUGUCCAAACAUGUAUUGAGAGUUUGUCAAAAUGUUUGUUGUUUAAUGAUACUAUAUUUACUAGUACAUGUAUGUAUAUUAUCAUUUGAACAUGUUUGCGGACUUCCCAGAUGAAACAUUGAUAUCAUAUUAAAUAUUUGAUUUUGUCAAAUAAAUGGUUGAAACAGUGAAGAUAACGAGCAUUGAUCAAUCUCAUAAUUUCUAUCAAGAGGUGGAUUCAAGUGCCUAGGAGGAGUAAGUAUCCCCUGUUGACCGGUCACACCCACCGUGAGCCCAAAAUCUGGAUCGGGUAAACGGAGUAAUACAUAUACAAAAUCAGUUUGUAAAGAACGGCCUAUAAAUUGGUAUGAAACACGGCAGACAGCAUUCGACAGGUUGUAUUGAUAAAUUAGAUCGAUAUAACUAACGACCAUAGAAUUUGCGAAAUGCUGAAUUUAAACGAGACUGAAUUGGGAAUAUUCUCUACAGCUAUAUCCCCUAGAUCUGAAUAAUUUACAUUUCAUUAUAUAUGGAAAUACUUUUUAAAUUACACAUGUAUAUCUAAGUAGCAUUUAACCCAUUCCCGCACUCAAGGAAAUCUGAGCGAUGUUUCUGGGGAGAAAUCUGAGCGAUGUUUCUGGGGAGAAAUCUGAGCGUCUGGGGAAAUGUCGCAAUUUAUGAUCAGCUUCUCGUAGAGUCUACUCUAGAUCAAGUUUUCCAAUUGAUGCUAAAGUCAAUAAAGUCAGUUUUUGAGGCAAAAAGGGGUUUACUCCAUAUUAAAAAAUCACUCGAAUGUAUGUAGGGGUUUACUCCAUAAACUGUAAAGAUACUGGUUAAAAAUAUCCACAGGAAUGUAUAAAGAAAUAUCAAACUAGGGAAGUGUGUUCAUUUGUUUCUCAGGAGUUGUUUUUUUUUCGUGGGGUGGCUAUUUUUCAUCUCAACUUUAUUUUCUCAGUUUUCUUUACAGUCAGGGAUCAACAUUUGAACUGAAAUUGGAAAAGUUACAUAUAACUACCGAAAUUAUCAUGAUAAACAUGUAAGUGCAAAUUAGCAAAAUAAAUACAAAAAAUGAUCAUCUUUUGCUUCAUACAUGAAUAAAAUUGUGGAGUUUGAUUAAGAAAUAAAUUUCUUUGAAAAUACAUGAGGAUAUGAACUGCCACGCUUCAUGCCAGCAUACUUCUCAUGAAGCGCAUGAAGAUUACUUUGUCUAUGAAUAAAAGUCAUCUUAGUGUAUACAGUUUUACAUGAAUUAAUGCCAGAUUAUUUAAAUAGUCUUAGAUAUGUAUAUAAGAAGUUAGCCUGAGGCAAACAGGAAAUUCUAAUUCAAAUGCACUGUAUGUACCCAGGACAAAGACUGAGUUUUCCGUGUCUCAGGUAGCAAUAUGUGGAAUGUUUUGAGUAAAGAUGUUAGAAUUUCUUAACUUCAUUUUGUACAUGUACCUAUUCAUAUUUACAGUUAUUUAUUAAGUUUAUAUGUACUCUAUUUCUUUUAAACUAAUACCUGUCCGUAUGUUAUAUGCAGAACUAGCAUUGUUGCUAAAUAUGUUAUACUGGAUAAAUAAAGGCUUGUUAUUAUUA